CUUUGAUCCCGAUAAGCAGCCAUUUCACCCAUUUCCCCCCCCCUGGUAACAAGCUUUAUCGUAAUAAUCAUACUCAUAAUUGACAAGGCCUCAGCCCACCAAAAAGGACAUGGACCCAUCUUAAAACUCUCAACUUUUCGUCAUUCCCUUGAAAACAAUCCUACUUCAAAUCGCCGGACCUUGUCAAUACACACAUCUCAUAUCUUAAACUUUAUUCCUCAGUCUUCACUGCUUUUUAAUUAUACCCAAAAUCCCUUUCGUCCUCUUCUCAACCCAUCUCAACUUCAUUCCUUUUACUUUCAACACAAACAACUCAAAAAAUCAUCAUGGCUCCUCAACCCCCACCACCCCUCGAAGGGAAGAAACGACGCAUCGCCAUCAUGACCAGUGGAGGUGAUUCUCCUGGUAUGAAUGGUGUUGUACGAGCUUGCGUCCGAAUGGCAAUUUACAAAGGAUGUGAACCAUAUUGUAUCUAUGAAGGAUAUGAAGGUUUAGUCCAAGGAGGAAAAUUGAUACAGAAGAUGGGCUGGGAGGAUGUUCGUGGAUGGCAAUCGGAAGGAGGUACUCUUAUUGGUACCGCCAGAUGUAUGGCUUUCUAUGAACGACCUGGCAGAUUGCAAGCUGCAAAAAAUAUGGUGUUGAGUGGUAUCGAUGCUCUCAUUAUUUGUGGUGGAGAUGGUUCCUUAACUGGAGCUGAUAAAUUCAGAGCCGAAUGGCCCGGCUUAAUCAAGGAAUUGAUUGAGAAGAAGGAAUUAUCUGAACAACAAGUCGCUCCAUUCAAACAUCUCAAUAUCGUUGGAUUGGUUGGUUCAAUUGAUAAUGAUAUGUCCGGCACGGAUGCUACGAUUGGUUGCUUUUCAGCCCUUGGCAAAAUUUGUGAGAUGGUGGAUUAUAUUGAACAAACCGCUUCGUCACAUUCAAGAGCUUUCGUUAUUGAAGUUAUGGGUAGACAUUGUGGUUGGUUGGCCUUGAUGGCAGGUGUUGCUACUGGUGCAGAUUUCGUUUUCAUUCCGGAAAAACCAAGAGCAGAUAACUGGAAAGAAGAGAUGUGUAAGAUCAUUCAAAAGGUAUGUCUGGUCUAUCAUUAUAAGAUAAACUUAUCCUAACAAUCACACAGCAUAGACAAUUGGGAAAGAGAAAGACGAUUGUUAUUGUUGCUGAAGGUGCUCAUGAUCAGGGAGGAAACAAAAUCUCUCCCGAAUUGAUCAAAGAUCUUCUUGCAGAUAAAAACGGGCUCGCGCUUGACACCCGUAUAUCUACAUUAGGUCAUGUUCAACGUGGUGGUUCUGCAUGUGCUUAUGAUCGAUACCUUUCUACCCUACAAGGUAUUGAGGCAGUAAAUGCUGUUCUUGAAGCCACCCCAGAAACAGUAACUCCAUUCAUCGCAAUUAACGAGAACAAAAUUACGAGAAAACCACUGGUUCAAUCAGUCAUCGAUACUCAAGAAGUAGCAAAGGCUAUUGAAGCAAGAGAUUUUGAUAGAGCUAUGUCAUUGAGAGAUGCAGAAUUCUCUGAUUUCCAUGAUUCUUACAUGACUACCACAGCUACUGAUCUUAAUAAUGACAUGCGUCUCCCUGAUAAGAAGGUCAGUGAUAUCAAUACCUUAGCUCUACUAAUACUAACAUCGAAUAGCACAUGAGAAUUGCUAUCGUACAUGUUGGAGCUCCAGCUGGUGGUGUUAAUGCUGCCACACGUGCAGCAGUUGCUUACUGCUUAACUCGUGGACAUACACCAAUUGCUAUUCAUAACGGAUUCGCUGGAUUCGCUCGUCAUCAUCAAGAUAAUCCAGGAUCUGUUAGAGAAUUUGAUUGGUUAGAAGUUGAUGGAUGGGCUAGUAAGGGUGGUUCAGAAAUUGGUAUGAAUCGUGAACUUCCAUCAGAAUCCGGAAUGCCAUUGAUUGCAUCACUUUUUGAAAAAUUUAAGAUUGAUGGUCUUCUCAUCAUUGGAGGUUUCGAAGGUUUCCACGCAUUAUCCGAACUUCGUCAAGCAAGAGAGAUAUAUUCUUCCCUUUGCAUUCCCAUGACUUUACUUCCAGCAACUAUAUCCAACAACGUUCCAGGAACAGAAUACUCAAUUGGUACUGAUACUUGUUUGAAUGAACUUGUUCGUUAUUGCGAUACCAUCAAACAAUCAGCUUCAGCUUCUCGUCGUCGUGUUUUUGUUAUCGAAACUCAAGGAGGUCGAUGUGGUUAUGUCGCUGCAAUGGCUGGUCUUGCUGUUGGUGCAUCAGCUGUUUAUACUCCUGAGGAAGGUGUUAGUAUCGCUAUGCUCUCAGCAGAUAUCGCACAUCUUAGAGAAGUUUUCGAAAAAGACAGAGGUCAAACAAGAGCUGGUCGUCUAAUUCUCAUCAAUGAGAAGGCAUCAAAGGUUUAUCACGCUAAACUAAUUGCUGACAUGAUCCGCGAAGAAGCCGGCGAACGUUUUGAAUCCAGAGAUAGCAUCCCAGGUCACGUUCAACAAGGUGGUACUCCGUCCCCAAUGGAUCGUACCCGAGCUGUUCGCUUAGCUAUCAAAUGUAUUGAACAUCUCGAAAAAUACGAAGCUAAAACAGAUAAAGAAAUUAUCGAGGAUAAACAAAGUUCGACAGUUAUUGGUAUUAAGGGUGCACAAGUAGUCUUCUCUAAUAUGGUUGAUGUCGAGGAGAAUGAAACGGAUUGGCCUAAUCGAAGACCAAGGGAUGAAUUUUGGUCUGGAGUUAAGGGAGCAGUAGAUAUUCUUGCUGGUAGACCUGAUGUACCAAGACCGGUAAGAAAGUUGGUAGGUUGGAAGGCGAAGGAUGUUAAGAGAGGUUUGAUGUGAGGGGGUGAUGGGGUGAUGGUAUGAUUGAUGGUAGAGAAUAUUUUUAUAUGGGAUGAUUGAGGUACUGGGUAUUUGUCCUAGAAUGAUGAAUUUGGUUGGGAGAAUGAUUCAAUCAGACGAGAUGAGAAUAGGAUUAAAAAAUGAGGAACGCGAUACGAGGAAAGAAAUUGAUGGGAUGCAAUGUUUUGAUGGAGAUGAAUGAAUGACUGAAAUGAAAUGAAUUCAGUUUAGGUGAAUUGAGUUGAGAUGCAGUAACUAGUAUAAAUACAAAUAUAGGUAUUCAUAAUCAAUUUUAGCUAGUGGAUA
Messenger RNA from Sclerotinia trifoliorum, 3105 nucleotides. Lineage: Eukaryota; Fungi; Ascomycota; Leotiomycetes; Helotiales; Sclerotiniaceae. The record is from the annotation of a GenBank genome assembly.